GGAGAGGCUAUCACGAUAACGAAACCAUGGUGUUGCAGUCCGUGCUCGAUGACCGCAUUUCCGCUGACAGCCUGCGCGUCCAUGCAGCGGGGAUGCACGCAUGACGGCCCCUCAAAAACUUCAAUACACACUCUCGCGCCAUGGACCCCCUCCUGUCUGUCGCAGACGACGCCAUUGCGAAUUCGCGAACGCCGACGCCUCCCCCGUCAACCCCUCCUGGGCGCCUCUGGGCGAUCGCCGAUAUCCACCUCUCGUUCAAGGGCAACCGCAAGGCCCUCGAGAAGCUGCAGCCUCGGCUGAACGAUGGCCUUAUUUUGUGCGGCGAUGUAGGCGAGAGCGCAGACCACUGCAGACAGGCCUUUGAAAAGGCGACGGCGUGCUUCCGGCGCGUCUUCUGGGUUCCUGGGAAUCACGAGCUGUACACUCUGCCUUCCCAGAAAGUUCAAGGCGCGCGCGGCGAGAAGAAGUAUAUGGAGUGCGUGGAUAUUGCCCGCGAGUAUGGCGUCUGGACACCCGAGGACGAGUACACAUUAUGGGAGGGUGAGGGAGGGCCGGCGCUAAUUGCGCCCAUCUUCACUCUAUACGACUACAGUUUUCGGCCGAAGGAUGUGGAGCUGAAAGAUGCGCUGGCAUGGGCAAGGGAGGAGGACAUUGAGGCGACCGACGAGCAUCUUCUGCAUCCAGAUCCAUAUCCCUCACGCAUCGCAUGGUGCCAUGCUCUGGUCGAGCAGACAGAGAAGAAGCUCGAGGCUGCAGUAGCUGCGCAUCCAGAUACACCACUCAUCAUCAUCAACCAUUGGCCGCUGCGCGAGGAUCUUGUCAAGCUGUUCCGUAUACCACGCUUCUCCUUGUGGUGCGGCACCAAGAAGACCGAAGACUGGCACAACAGGUUCAACGCAAAGGUUGUGGUCAGCGGACACUUGCACAUUCGGCGGACGGACUAUAUUGACGACACGAGGUUUGAGGAGGUUUCUCUAGGGUAUCCCCGACAGUGGCAGCACUGCCAGGAACACGGGCUGGACAUCAAUGACAUUUUGCGCGAGAUACUGCCUGGGCCGACACUACCGGAGGGCAAUAGGGAGACGAUAUGGAGACGAUACGGCUAAAUAUCCGGACCACGACUGAUGAACACGACCCAACACUGAGCAGCGCACGAUGUAGUGUGGUAUCGGUCCACCAUACUAUU
Boeremia exigua is the source of this 1186-nucleotide messenger RNA. RefSeq names its product ser/Thr protein phosphatase family protein. The record is from RefSeq and is a predicted model, not a curated record. Bases 141 to 1106 code for a protein of 321 amino acids. The transcript is spliced from 2 exons. NCBI's taxonomy places the organism in Eukaryota, Fungi, Ascomycota, Dothideomycetes, Pleosporales, Didymellaceae. Gene Ontology annotation, molecular function: hydrolase activity.